AAUCACAUGAGAGGAAACGGUCACUAUGUAUUGAUAGCAUUAUAUAGCUACGACAGCAUUCGAUCUAGGAGCAAAUGAGGCAGGUAGGUAGGAACCAUCUUGAUUUCCGAAUCUGUUCACCCAGAUCCCUUACUCCAGUCUACUAACCAACUCAGUAGUGUUCUAACAGUUCCCCCGCCUUUGAAUCUCAGCUAACAUAAACUAUGGCCGAUCCUCCCGUGCCUCAAGUCCAUCUCAAGGAUCCUCCUCUGCCUCCCUACCAUGUCUACGCUAUUGCCCGCCUUGCUGGCCACUACCGAUGUCUGGGAGGUGUCUGUUGCCCAAGCCCAUACGAGAACACGACGAAAGAGUCCGUUGUCUUGCUUCUGCGAAGAAUUUUCUCGGACGCGUCGAACCGUAUCCCCCUGGUUCUUGAAUUAGAGCUUGGUUCAGACAUCUAUGCCCGCCGUGGUCCUCCGCACAGCCCGCCGCCGUCAGAAGAGCCGUGCUUCCCUUUUAUACACACAUGCUUGUGCGUUGGCUCGGCAUCGCUCAUGGAGGACGCGCAUUUUGGAGAGAGUGUUUUUCCGUUGUCUGCGGACGAGAUCCUGGGCAAUUGUCCCGUGGGUUGCUCAGAGUCACUAGUGCCCAAGGAAGUGGGCAUGUCGGUUAUUUUUAUCGAUGUCACUGAUCCAAGCGACAUCAGACAUCGCUUUGCGACCUGGGAACCUGACCUGGAUCCAUCAUUACGAUCAACAAAGCUUGAGCAUCUGGUGACCGGGUGGUCGUUGCCUCUAUGGUCUGUUGUCGAGAUGAAUACGGGGCUCUUCACUGAACAGGAAAAGCGCGAAGUGGCAUCUGCUUCGAGGAUAGAGCUUGGGGCAUUAAAAGAGACUUGGCCAGGGGUAAUUUGGAAUCCUGAUCCCUCGCAACGACCGGUCACCCUGCCCCCGGACAGGCUCACUUAUGCCCGACGACGUGAAGAGUGGGCGAUGGAUCCUAUGGUAGUAACCAUGGCCCAGGUGACUUGGGGGGAACUGGUAAGGUACGAAGCACCUCAACCUAUGGGCCAACGUGCAGCAACUCGUUUGCAUAUCAGACUUGAAAUGAAGAAGCAAAAGGGUAAAGUGGUGGCAUGGAACGACGCCGUUCAGCUUCUGAGAUGGGCAUACCGUGACGAAAUCUUUCUGGACUGGGCCUGCUUCGCUGGUCUUACAGCACGUGUUGUGCAGCUGGUGCUCGAAUAUGACCCCCGAGCCGGCGGUAUCCCACUUGCAAGUGAUCGGGUCCUGACUCUUUGUCCUGACUGGGAGAAGGAGGAGCCCAAGGCACUUGCGGAAGCUAUAUGCUCCCCCAAGGUCGUUCGUUUUUGUGAUGUUUACAUCAUGACACUACCCGAGCAAGCUGCGUCAGUAGAGAUCUGUCGAAAAACCGGUCAGCUCUUUGAGUACCUGGCGGAAAACGAACGCCGUCCAACAGGGAAGAUGUUGCUCACCGGGGCGUAUAGCUCGAGUCUGCACGAGAGAUUCUGGCUUCCCCAACCCAGCAGUCUCUCAGUAGCUCGACGGUCCCCCGUGUUACAGUUUAUUCUCCACAACUGGGAAUACUCUCCUGAGGGUAUCACUGGCAUUAGCUCGAAUACCUUCCAGUCCUACUAUCUCGGAGAUGCUUUUCUGACUCCCGUCAAGGUUGUCAACGGCCUACUUGAUUUCAUCUACCAAACCCAUUGGACCCCCGACGACGACAAGCUCGGGCCACCAUGGGGAGACGGUCUCCGACUUUGCAUAUGUCUGUCUCGAGCCUCCUCAACCUUUGACCAAGACCAUGAACGCCCUCAAGUUCAAAUUAGCCCUCUCCCCGCAGAGGCCUACUCCAUCGCCCGCACAACUUCCGCCUUCCGAGUCCACCCCGAGAGAUACUGUCAAAGCGAGAGUGAGCCACAUCCGCGUUACUAUUCUAAGCUCCGCGAUAUAGACCACGACAAUUGGACCCUGCUUCUUGUACAGGAGAGACACAAUGCGGUCGAAGAGAGACUCCAGCCAAACGGGUCGAGCGAAAUGAUUCCGUCGAUGAGACUCCAGUUGAGCUACUGCUUUGUCCGAUCGUCCAACCCCGAAUCCAGAUUCUCACUUACCGCCAAACGCUGUCACCCGUCAGACUAUGUUCGAGGAAGCACGAGGUGGAUCGGUGAAUGCCCGUUAAGCUGGCUAAACCUUGAGGCUACGGACAUGGAGGGCUUCCUCUUGAACACUAUGGGCCCCGGAGUAGAUAUCACAAAGUUGGACGCCCGAAUCGAUCAUUACGAUGAGAGAUCCGCAUGGGCGUUGUCCACUAGGGGUGACGUACGACACGAAGACAUUUGGCAGAUAUUGGAGGUGAUGAGUGCCGAAGAAGCCAGAGGCGCGUUGAAGCGUCAUUCGAAAAAUCUGAAAGUGACAACGGAGGACAUGGACAGGAUGAGAGAUCGGUGGUCCAAGGUUCUGUUGCGACCCCGCUGGACUUUGAUCUGGGUGCUUGCCGGUGCCGGUGCCUUGAAAUUGUGCCGUGGAGACAAUUCUGUUCCAUUCCUGCAAGCACCUGCACCUUCAGCCGCCAUCAACAACACAGGGGCACUCAGUUCGUUACUUCGUUUGCCCAUUCAUUGA
Messenger RNA from Neurospora tetraspora, 2624 nucleotides. RefSeq lists its product as uncharacterized. The transcript has 4 exons. The record is from RefSeq and is a predicted model, not a curated record. NCBI's taxonomy places the organism in Eukaryota, Fungi, Ascomycota, Sordariomycetes, Sordariales, Sordariaceae. Bases 204 to 2624 code for a protein of 806 amino acids.